AUGCAACGCAUUCUUGCUAGAAGUGGUGUUGAAGUGCCAAGAGAGAUUUGGAAGCUGAAAGCCUUGCACACACUGCGUACUGUGGACGUAUCAGUGGGGAAGGCUGUUCUACAAUCUAUAAAAAGGUUGACCCGGUUGCGCAAGCUAGGAGUGAAAGGCAUCAACAAGAGAAACGGUCAAGAGUUGUGUUCAGCAAUUGCUCAUCUCAGGAGCCUGGAGUCAUUGUCACUGCACUCACAUGGAGAGACAGGUUUAUCAGGCUGCUUGGAUGGCCUGUCUUCACCUCCAGAAAACCUGCAGAGCCUCGAGUUGGGAGGCAACCUGGUUAAGCUGCCGGAGUGGAUCCAGGGCCUAAAAAAUCUCGUGAAGCUAAAGCUAUGGAGGUCGAGGAUAUCGGAGCAUGAUGCGGCCAUACAAGUCCUCGGGAAUCUACCAAACCUGGCUACCCUACGUCUAUUGGAGGAGUCGUUCGUUGGUGAAGAGGUGUGUUUCAGUUUCCACCGGGAGGCAUUCUUGAGCCUGAAGGUGCUGCAGCUUGAGUGGGUAAGAAUCACGUCUGUGAGAUUUGAAGAAGGAGCAUCCCCAAAGCUUGAGUUGCUGCAGUAUACGUGUUGGAACAGUAACUUGAGGGUUGGAAUUUUCUCUGGGUUAGCAUAUCUAACAAGUCUUAAGGAAUUUAUGCUGCGUAGAGAUAACCUGAGCAAGACUGAGUUCGUGGAGCACCUGCGAUGCCAGCUCACAGAGAAUCAAAACGGGCCCGUUUUGAAGUGUUUGUAG
This is a messenger RNA of Triticum turgidum subsp. durum (durum wheat), 777 nucleotides long. Lineage: Eukaryota; Viridiplantae; Streptophyta; Magnoliopsida; Poales; Poaceae. The record is from the annotation of a GenBank genome assembly.